Bacillus rossius redtenbacheri is the source of this 1413-nucleotide messenger RNA. Its product is annotated as U3 small nucleolar ribonucleoprotein protein IMP3. Bases 58 to 657 code for a protein of 199 amino acids. The record is from RefSeq and is a predicted model, not a curated record. Gene Ontology annotation, molecular function: rRNA binding; structural constituent of ribosome; snoRNA binding. The transcript has 4 exons. NCBI's taxonomy places the organism in Eukaryota, Metazoa, Arthropoda, Insecta, Phasmatodea, Bacillidae. Gene Ontology annotation, biological process: rRNA processing; ribosomal small subunit biogenesis. Gene Ontology annotation, cellular component: Mpp10 complex; small-subunit processome; small ribosomal subunit.
AUGAGUCAAGAAUAAAUAAACAGGCGUGCGCCAGGGUGUGUUGAUGAACGAGUAACGAUGGUGCGUAAGUUAAAAUUUCACGAACAGAAGCUUUUAAAAAAAGUUGAUUUCAUAUCGUGGGAAGCUGACAACAAUCUUCAUGAAGUUAAGAUUCUUAAACGAUAUUGUAUUCAGAAACGUGAGGAUUAUACCAAGUACAACAAGCUCUCCAGGCAAAUAAGAGAACUGGCCCGGAAGAUAAAAGAAUUGGAUCCAAAAGACCCGUUCCGGGUGGAAUGCAGUGCACAGCUACUUGAAAAGCUGUACAUAAUGGGUCUCAUACCUACAAAGUGGGACUUGUCGUUAUGUGACAAAGUCAACGCUUCAAGUUUCUGUCGCAGACGUUUGCCGGUCAUGAUGGUGAAAAGCAAGAUGUCGGAAACUAUCAAGAUGGCAACCAAAUUCAUCGAACAAGGUCACGUUAGAGUUGGCGUGGAAAUAAUGAAGGAUCCUGCUUUUCUUGUGACGAGAAACCUUGAAGAUUUUGUGACAUGGGUGGAUACUUCGGCAAUAAGGAGACACGUGCUGGAGUACAACGAAAUGGUAUUGCAUCAUCCAAAUAAUUUAAUUGUUGAACAAAAACAUUUAAUUUUAAAUAUUCUUUGCACGUGCAGUUAAUUUAGUUAAAAAUCAAUAUAUUAAUUUUUUAAGUACAAAUACUACACUUAAGUAAAUCUUUAUUUUAAAACUUGUCAGGUACGAGUAAAAUAAAUUACAGAAAAAAUGGCUGAAAACUAAAAAAUUACAAAAAAAAAACUGCUUGGGGUCAUUUAUAAAAGUGGUGUAAAAUGCUUGAGUGUGUCAAAUAGGGUGUCACUCAACCACCAUAUCCAUGCAACAAGGACGUGUGAAUUUCAAGGUCUCUCUUUUGCUUUCUCCCAUUCCUCUGCCCAACCCUUGUUGCGAUAAAGGUAAGGCAGCACUGAACUGAGGUCUAUGUGUAUAGCAGCGACCGUAAUUUCUUGCACAGUGUUACCUUUGCCUUGUAGGUGUAUAGCAGUGUAGUGUAAAUACACAUGCACAGGUUUGUAAACGUGUUGACAGUAAGAUGGCAGUGAAUAUUCCCUACUCACUCUCAGAUACUUUUUUCAACAACAGCUGCACUAACACACAUGCCUUAUUCCUUCGUGGUUGCUCACGUCAUGUUUUAGUAAUACUGUAGUUUAAGCAUAUUUAUCACUAAGGAGGUAAACAAUGUUGCUGUUUCCUUUUUUUUUUUACAGCGUGAUGACUUCGAGUUCUGAAGCUGAGUGGUAAUGAAAUUUGGAUAUUCUUCAAUGUGUUUUAUACUGAGCAUGAAGCCAUUGUUAAUGUUGUUUACAAAAUGUGAUAUUAUGUUUUAAACUUUACACAUUACAUGUAUCAUAACAAGAA